AUAAUGUUUACCACGAAAAUGCACACAUUUUGUGUCUGUUGUUGCUUAUGUUCACUGGAAUGAAUCAUCUGCCAUCUGUCGCCCCAGUGUGAUGCAUCAGUCUCCAUUUCCAUGUCAUUUUAUUUUCUUGUGAACACAUUUUUUCUUUUAAAUAAAUCCAACCACCAUCAAUCACCUCUCAGUUCAUGAGUCGUCUUGCACAUCACGCUCCGUGAAACACAAGAGGAUAUCACUUUUUCUUUCUUUCUUUCUUUCUUUCAAUGGGGGAGACGGCAAACGAGUGCUGUGAAUGUCAUGAUUAAUCUGCUUUUCAAACAAAUUAGCACAGCCUGGUACUGGAGUGUUUGAGGGCGACGGCUCAAAGCCUGCUGCUGCUGACGGAGCUGCCAGAGAGGAUGUUGACUUCAUGGGAGCUUCCUGCUCCCAGGACCCAGGAAACACGGCGGGGGGAGAGUGUGGGAAGAGGCUGAGUGACUCUCUGUGGGCCUCUGAAGACCUCGGCUGCAGGUCAGAGAUUACGGGAGAUGUGCAGGCCAGCGGGGGGAGUCCAGAGUGGAGUGGAGCAGUGGACGCUCAGAGAGCAAUCAGCCUAGAUGCCUCAGAGUGCCUGAAUGAGAUGAGCAAUCUCUCUGGGACGGCUUUAGUCAGGAGCACAGCUUUGGAAGAUCUGACCUCCAUCGGCAACAAGAGCAGUCAAGGAGAGGAGCUCGUCUCUGAGCAAAUAAACGAUGGGCUGACUGCUGAUGAAGCAGCUAUAGAGUCCGACACUAACAUCACCCCAGAAACACAACACGCUACUCAAAGUCCACCUCAAUCUAGGUUUGAUUCUCCUUCAGAGGAUCUUCAUCCAACAAAGAGCAGCAGGGACGUGUCUGAGGAAGACAGCCUUUCAACCAAAAUGCCAUCUGACAUGGAGGCCGAAAGCGGCAGCAGUGACUCACUGUUACACAGGGACGGCUAUUCAAGGCCUGACAUUUCUAAUGACUCAGAGACGAGAGGCAGUGUGGCUCAGACCACAGUUACCACCGAGCCCACAGUUACUCCCCCCCAAAGCUCUCCAGCCCGAAAGUCUCUGGUGCCGGUCGCUAUUUUCAAAGCUCAAGCAAAGGUGGAUAAUGGCUCCACGGACAAGACCCAAACUGCCACCUCACCAACAUCUCACCUUAAAAGACCAACCAUUUUCACCAAGGGCAACAAAUCACCCGCCUCUCCCCGAAACGGCCACAGCUCCAUCCCCAUUAAAUCCACCAGCCCAGGAGGUGUGGGUGCUGCAAAAUCUCAAAACCCCGUAACCAAAGUUACUGCAAGAACUGCAGCUCAACCAGAUGUGAUGAGUGGACAGAGCAGCCCUGGAACUCCCAAAUCCCCCGCUAGCCAAGCAGCUGCUGCAAAGUCAGCGGCCGAGGCCAACAAAGUGAAAAAGGUGGCGGUGGUGCGUUCUACCCCCAAAUCACCAGGCUCGCUCAAGAGCCGCCCCCCGGCUCCUCUGGCCGCCGCAGCGCCGAUGCCGGACCUGAAGAACGUCAGGUCCAAGAUCGGCUCCACAGACAACAUCAAGCACCAGCCUGGAGGUGGAAAGGUCCAAAUCCUGGAGAAGAAGCUGGACUUGACCAACGUCCAAGCUCGCUGUGGCUCUAAAGACAACUUGAAGCACAAGCCCGGUGGUGGCAAGGUUAAAAUCCUUGAACAGAAGGUGGAUUAUAGUAAUGUCCAGUCUAAGUGUGGCUCCAAAGACAAUAUGACACAUGUACCCGGUGGCGGCAAUGUACACAUUCUUGAUAAGAAGCUGGACUUAAGCAAUGUGCAGUCCCGGUGUGGCUCCAAAGAUAAUAUAAAACAUGUACCCGGUGGUGGCAAUGUUCAAAUUGUGCACAAAAAGGUCGACCUGAGCACCGUGACAUCCAAAUGUGGAUCGAAAGCCAACAUCCAUCACAAACCAGGUGGUGGAAAUAUUGAGAUAAAAAAUGAGAAGGUGGACUUCAAGGUCCAGUCUAAGAUCCGCUCUCUUGACAACAUCGGCCAUGUUCCUGGAGGUGGACAGAGAAAGAUUGAGAGCCACAAACUGAGCUUCCGCGAGACCGCCAAGGCCCGCACUGACCACGGUGCUGAGAUCGUCUCUUUGGAAGACUCCCCCCAUCAGCUUAGCACUGUGUCCUCCUCUGGCAGCAUCAACAUGGCUGACUCUCCGCAGCUCUCCACGCUGGCUGACCAGGUGUCUGCUUCUCUGGCCAAGCAAGGCUUGUGAAUGCACCCCGACCCCACUCUCUCCACCUGCACCUCAGAAACAUGACCACGUAGAGGAGUUGUGAUGCCUUCCUCAUUGUUUUCACAGGACUUAUUUUUAGCUAUCCGUCACUGUUUGUCCUUCACUAAUCUUUGAAACUGUUCUUGAGCCAUUAAUGAUGAACUAAUGUGGAAAAAAUGGAUUAACAAAUCGGCCAAAAUGUAUUUAAUUUCUCUCUGUGGUCUUUGAUCUCUAUAUCCGUUAUUAUUUCUGCCCUUUGGUGUCCCUUUAGGAGUUAAAGCCCCCUGAAGUGAAUCUGAUGAACAUUUUUUUUAUCUCCACACGUAUCCAAGUGAAACUGGUUUAUUUAAUUAAGACGUGGUUUCCCUGUCACGCUGUCUGUAAACCUAGACAGCUAUGGUUUGAAAUCCAUUUUAAUUAGUGUCCAUGGAGUUUAUUUAUUUGUUUUUAGGGGAGAGAAAAAAAUAGAUGGAAUAUCAGUGUAGAAAAUGGAGGUAAAUGCAGACUGUUGUGGUUCAGUUUGUGCUAAAGCAGAGGGAAUAGUUACAGGGUAUGGUGACGGGAGUGUGAAGGAAAGACGUUAAAGAAAGGCAGGAAAAAUGCUUUCAGACCUGACUGCUGUCUUUGCUUUGUAGUGCUGACAUGUCAAGCACCUUGAGCUGCUGCAGGUGACAGGGGUGUGACCUGGGUUUAAAAAACAAAAACAAAACAACAGCAACAAAAAAAUCAACAAAAACAGAACGGCUAGAAUAGACAUUUUGUUUUGUGUUGGGCACAGUUUUAUAAUCGUAUUCUGUGGAUAUAUGACAUGUAUUUGAUAUGAAGAAACAUUUGUAUUGUG
Molecule: messenger RNA, 3086 nt
Organism: Solea solea (common sole)
Lineage: Eukaryota; Metazoa; Chordata; Actinopteri; Pleuronectiformes; Soleidae
Gene: mapta
Product: microtubule-associated protein tau a
Exons: 11
Coding region: 407-2245 (612 amino acids)
Biological process (GO): microtubule cytoskeleton organization; neuron projection development
Cellular component (GO): neuron projection
Molecular function (GO): microtubule binding
Source: RefSeq, a predicted model, not a curated record